Pyrgilauda ruficollis (rufous-necked snowfinch) is the source of this 3167-nucleotide messenger RNA. It is a transcript of the gene MORN4, whose product is annotated as MORN repeat containing 4. The transcript has 4 exons. The coding region runs from base 1532 to 2071 and encodes 179 amino acids. The record is from RefSeq and is a predicted model, not a curated record. NCBI's taxonomy places the organism in Eukaryota, Metazoa, Chordata, Aves, Passeriformes, Passeridae.
CCCGCCCCGCCCGCCCCGCUCCUGGGCACGCACCGGGCCCGUGAGCAUCGCCAUGCGCGUCCCGGUGGCGGGGCGUGCGUGUAUCAGCCGUGGGUGCAUGAACACGCCGGGGUGUGGGUGCAUCAGCCGGGGGUGCACGGACACGGCGGGGUGCGGGUGCACGGACACACCGGGGUGUGGAUGAUCGCUCACGGGAACAGAGACACGACGGGAUACUGACACAUCGGGGUGUGGGUGCAUCACCCGUGGGCGCGGUCACGCCCCCGGACACACUCCCCGGGCGGGGUGGAUGCGUGGCCCGGGCAGGAUGUCCGUGCCUUGGCCCGGGGUGUGCGGUUCACGGGGUUCACGGAUGUGCGAUCCGGGCUGAGCUGCGCGCCUUGCCCCUCCCUGCGGCGGGCGCGGGGCGUGCUGCGGGCUCGGGGCGCUGCGAGCCCGGGCGGGCGUGUCCGGCUUCUGGGCAGGCUGGAGAGCUCGUGGGGUGCUGUCCUCCAGGUGAAGUGUCACAGGCCGUGCUGGCCGUGUCACAGCCCGCGGCAGCACCCUCUCUCUCCUGCGGCUGGGCAUGGCCGGGCAGGCUGUAGGGUGGGAGCCGGCGGUGCGCUCCCGCUCCCUGCCAUCAGCAGGGAGCACUGUUCAGUCGCUGUUCGCCUUGCUGGGGCCAUUUCUCCGGACACAAAGCCCUGGGAAGUUCCUGUUUCGCUCCUGAGCGCCGCGUCCUGCUGGUUCCUGUGGUUCAGUAGCCGCCUCUUGGGUGAUGCGCGGCCGGCUCUAAGCACAUAGACCCCGCUUAGACGCUGGGAGCCCCUUCCCAUCGCUGGCAUUGCCUGAGCUGCGCCGGCAGCGGCUGGAGAGGCAGCGCCCAGCCCACCUGCGGGGCUGUCUCUGUUCUGGUGCCUUCCUGUGUGCUGGGGAGCGCUGUGCUGCGUGGCAGGGCUCUGUGAGGUGUACAGGGCUUCAGGAGAUGCUUGCUGUUGGCAGGCAGGUUUGCAAGGCUUGGGUAGCCGAGCAAAGCCCUGAAGCCCCAGGAUGCUAUCUCUGCUGUCCCUCUUGGGAGGAGUGUCCUCUCAUCCCUGGGGGUGAACCUGGUCUCGUUCUUGAUGCUGAAUCCGAAAACCCCACAAGCUCCUCCCUCUCCUGAGGAACUGCCACUGAAUGCAAUCCAGCAAAUCCAUCUCCUCUCCAAAACGUUUGUUUCUGUCUGGAACUGCCCCAGCAAAGCUGGAAGUGGCCCAUGGCCUGAGCCUGCACAGUGCAGGACCUCUGGGGUUCUGCUGGAGUGCCAUGACGGAGGCAGCCAGUUCGUGCCACUGCUCUUCCUGCUUCUCACUCACAUUUCACAGGGCUGUGACCCCCGUGGGCUCACAUCUCCCCGAGCCCUGCACUGGGGCGGGCAGCAACCCGAACCUGGCGGCUGGGGUUUCAGAGCCUGGGCAGGGCAGCUGUGCUCCUGGGCUCACCUCCUCAUCUGUGCUAUGCCCUAGCAGAGCUAUUCCCAGGGCAGACAGGCUCCUCUCUGCAAGCUGAGAGGAUGCAAGGGCUCUGGGCAAGCCGAGCUGCUCUCCCUGCCCAGCAGCUCUCUGUGCCUCUCCCUGCCAGCUCUUGUCCUGCUGUGCCGGAGGCUGUUGCCAUGACCCUCACCAAAGGCUCCUUCACCUACUCCAACGGGGAGGAGUACCGCGGCGAGUGGAAAGAAGGUCGCAGGCACGGCAUCGGACAGCUGACAUUUGCGGAUGGCACUGCUUACGUGGGGCACUUUGAGAACGGGCUCUUCCACGGCUGUGGUGUGCUCACCUUCUCCGAUGGCUCCAGGUACGAGGGGGAGUUUGUGCAGGGCAAGUUCAAUGGCGUUGGAGUCUUCACCCGCUGUGACAACAUGACCUUUGAGGGCGAGUUCAAAGGCGGGCGCGUGUACGGCUUCGGUCUCCUGACCUUCCCUGAUGGCUCACACGGCAUGCCCCGCAAUGAGGGCUUCUUUGAGAACAACAAGCUGCUGCGGCGGGAGAAGUGCACGGCCAUCAUCCAGAGGGCCCAGGGCGCCUCCAAGUCUGCCCACAGCCUGACAGCGUGAUGGUGCUCGCAUGCCCUCCCACCAGAGCAGGGACCCCCCCUACUUGGGCGCUGGCUGGCCCUGGAGAAGGGAUGUGGCACUGCUGGGUGCCUCCCUGCCCUUUAUCCCCUCCAAGCAUCCUCCUGCCAAGCCCUGCCGCUGGAGGGGAUGGGACACUCCGCUCUCCACCCAAGUGCCCUGGGGCAGCCGUGGUGCCUUCUCUGUCUGGCUGUAGUCCUGGCACCUGCUGGAGCAGCAGAAGGACAGGGUGACAGGGGUUUGGCCCCUCUUCCCCCUAGGAAGACUGUGGACCACUACAGCUGCUAGCCAGCUGCAGAGGAUGGAGCAGAGGGGUAGAGGCUGGUCCCUGACCCCACUGCCAGGGUGCCUUGGCUGGAAGCUGCUGACUGAACCACGUACCCCCAGAGGGGCAACUCCUGGCUCACUUUGUUGCCCUGGUCCUGGAGGCAGGGUGGGCACCCCGGGCAGGUUGUGGCCUGCACCCUCAGCUCUGGGUGACUGGCCAUCCCUCAGCAUGCCCAGGGUAUGGUGACAUUGUGUCCCCAAGGAACCCAGCCUGCUCUCAGGGCCAGCCAAUGGGCUGCGUUUCCCUCAUCCCUGUGCCAAUCCACCCUUCCACCCACUGCCUUGGGGACAUCAGCAGCAGCAUCCCCACCAAGAGCAACUGGGGAAUGCCCAGCCUGGCACGGGUCUGCUGCAUGCUGGUGGAGGAUGGUAGCAAUGGUGAGCAAGAAGGGUCAGCUGGAGCCUGGCAUGAGGGACAUGAGCAGGGCUGCAUGGAGUGCCAGGGCUGGAGCAGGAGGCCUGGGCAGAGCGGGGAUAGAGGUACAGCGAAGGGGCAGGCAGGGGGCACACAGUUCCCCAUUUCGCCCCCCACAAGCGUCCUUCACCUCCCCACUGCAUGCUCACCUUGGCCCCCGGUGCGGUCUGGCUGGCUGUGGCACAGGGGUCCCGGCAGCCCUCACUGCCCAGUGCAGGCUCCAGGGGCCAUGCCCUCCCUGCCAGUCCCUGCCCGCACCGGGUCCCGUGCCUUGCUGUGACCCUGCCUUGUGCUGCUGCCUGCACGGGCCUCAGCUGAGUAAACCAUGUUGCCAAA